This is a messenger RNA of Pelobates cultripes (western spadefoot toad), 11134 nucleotides long. The record is from the annotation of a GenBank genome assembly. NCBI's taxonomy places the organism in Eukaryota, Metazoa, Chordata, Amphibia, Anura, Pelobatidae.
AUGGUGCCUUUCCGCCGUACCCGUCGAAUUUCCUUACGAAUCGUCGCUAUCAAUGAUGUGGGAAGGUGUAAUCCGCCCAAGGUGGAAUCUAUUCUGAAAUAGAGGAACUGAAUCACUCGGAACUGGGAUCGAACCAACUCCUCUCUGUUCACUAUGAAUCCCAACAAUUCCCGAAACUGUAAACAUAAAUCUCGUUUGUAAACGUAGUCAUGAAUUGGAUUUGCAAAAGGUAAGUCGUCUAGGUAUGUGACAGCAGAUACCCUUUGCUUUUCAGUGCGCAGUGACCGACUUCAGAAACUUCAUGAGGCACCAUGUGAACCUAUAGGUAAGUGCCCUUCAAGUCCAACCUUGUAGAUCCCCUAAGAGAUGGAUACCUUCCUUCUUGAGUUGUCGGUACGCCCCAAAACCAUUGGGUUGGCAUAGGUUGAUGACUGGGUGAUAGUCUCCUAUCUUCUUCCUUACUACCAAACCGUUGCUGAGAUGGUUCUCCAAACGAUAGUCCGUCUGCCUGAGGUCCUCGCUCUUUCGUCCCUAACUUCAAUAGUUUGAAAUCCAUCUUUAAUCGGGCUGCUUUGCGGCGUUCUAUGCACCUGUCUGCCUUGCGUUCCCCAACUUACAUAUUGCCCUUUGCACCCAUUCCCUCACAUCGUGAGCUUCUAGAGGUGAGUCUUGUGUGGGGUCAGGUCCACAAAGUAUAGAAUUUUUUCCCGGGCUGAUCAUAUCCAGUAUUUAACUCAUUUUGAGUCCUCCUCCUACACACUGAUCGGGACAUACAUAUCACCACGAGCUCCAUAGUGAGGACUAUCUUGUUCGGACAUAGAGGGUGUGGGCAUUCCAUCCUGAGCCGGUCUCGGAUUUCUUUUCCCAUAGGCCUCCUAAGCCAGAAGUGGGCCCGGUGCUCCAGUUAACCCCAUUCGGAUGACCCUGGUUGUCGGAUGGUGCGUGAGUCAAAACAGGAGUGUCCAGUGUGCCAAAGAAAAAAACCUUUCUUGCUAGGCGUGUCUUGUCACUUUUACCUCUUCUGCCCUCCAUUCUUUCAUGAUCUCCAGAGAAGGGGGGAAGGAUGAAGUCCUCGUCCCCUGAUGAUGGGUGUCCGACCUAACGUCGGUAUCUCAAUCUUCCAUUGGUGUUGCUGCCGUUGCACCUGCUCUGUCGGAUGGGUUGUUAGCCAGCAUACUGGAGAGGACUUCUUCCCCCGGAGCUGUCAUGGCAGCCUUAAUCCUCGCCUGAAAAUCGGUCGGGGAUAUUGAGGUAAGUCCGACAUGUUGGUUCACACCCUUUCGGUCCGUGGGAGACAGGAUCGUACAACAGUACACUUAUUGCCACUCAGUAGGCUUCCGCGUAUAACUGGGGGUCACCCAGAAUUUUGAUCAAUCAGUAUCAUUUUCGCAGGAUCCGGGGAGUGGUCUGAGAAUGAGGACACCCUCAGUAAGACCGGGAUGAGCGGUCUGCAAUGUCGGGACGUAGCCCGAGUCUGGGAGACGUGAAAGCCUCAAUAUAUAUAGUCCACGGGGUUCAUCCUUAUAUGGUCUAGAAUUGUGGAGUUUUGGCAGCACUGUGAGUUCUCCUUCUUGGUUAAGGGAAGGGCAUACGGAACCCCAGUUGAAGCAUAGAGGUGCCAGAAUACAUGCAUCUAGUGCGCCCUGGUCUGUGCAUACAAUGACAGAGCGUACUCUGAAGGUAGAAGCCCUAGAAAGGGUGCGGAGGGUCACCCCUUUGUACCUAUGCCACUAGCACCGGAGUAAGACUCGCUUGGGGUUCACCCAGCAUAGGGGGGUCACCCCUGUAUGAAUGUCUCUUAUGGCGUGUUGGGACACUCUUUCGGUCUAUGGGGUACCGAACAGGUGUCAGGUACGGUAGUAUACUUAUUGCCACUUAGUGGGCCUCCACGUACGACUGGGGGUCACCCUGAAUUGUUUCAAUCAGUACCAUUUAGAGAUUUCCUGGGAGUGGUCUGAGGAGGGGGUCACCCUCAAUAAGACCGGGAUGAGCGGUCAGUAAUGUUGGGACGUAGCCCGUGUAUGGGGAGGUAUGGUAGCCUCCAAAUUAUCCAAGGGGUCACCCUUAUAGGAUAUAGUACUGUGGAGAAUUGGCAGCACAGUGAGCUCUCCUUCCUGGCUCUGUCGAUAUACAUGUAUCCAGUGUGACCCAGUCUGUGCAUACAGUAACAGAUUGUACUCCGUGGAUAUGAGCCCAUCCUAGGGCGUGGGGGACCCCCCCAGUAUAUGUAUGUCACUAGUACCGGAAUAAUAUUCGCUUGUGGUUCACCCAGCGUAGGGGGAUCACCCCAGUAUAUGUAUGUCACUAGGACAGGAACCAGAUUCGCUUGGGGGUCACCCAGCGUAAGGGGGGUCACCCCUGUUAAUCACUCCAUUAUGUGUCCUGGGAGGUGUAUCCCUGUGGGGAAGGAGUGUAUCCAGUGGUUGUGAGGUCCAGUGGGAGUAGGGAGCUGAGUAAGAUAUCAGCUCUAUUUAAUUUCCCUGCCAGUAGAUAGAGUAAUGCAUCCACUAUAUGCCCACAGCAGGGGACAGUCCAUUCAUAAUCCUCCAGAUGUACAAUAAAACUGUUAUUCAACAUGUCAAUUGUAUAGAACAGAAUAGAGCAAACUGUCAGCAGAUGCACACAGCAGGGAUCAGUCCUACAUAUUCAUGCAGAGUUACAUAUAAAAACUUUUAUUUCACAUGCCAAUGAAAUAUGCCAGUAUAGAGCUCAGCAGUGAACAGUCCAUUCAUAAUCUUCCAGGAAAGGUACAUAUAAAACCUUUAUUCCACAUGCCCAUGAACAGUAUUGAGCUCAAAAGUACUUGUAAAACUUUUAUUUCACAGGAAAAUAUAUGAAACAGUACAGAACUAGCCGCCAGUUCGUGGGAAUCACGAACUGGCCAAACGACAUGGCCGACGUGAAUCUCGCGAGUGCCGCGAGAUUCAAGAUGGCCGCCGUUCGCGCGCAAAAGUGCCGUGCGGCCCACGAUCGAGGAUACGAUCGCGGUCUGCCGGCAUGGAAAAGAGUCCCCCAGACACCCCUAACCCCCAGAGACCUGCCCUGAAGUCCCAGCACCAAUGAAUAAAAAGCGUGCUCGCGGUAAAACGCCGCGAUCCAUGCGAGACCAGAGUAAAGCAUAGGAAAGAAAAGGUGCCAGCAACAGAAAACAGGCUAAUAAAGCAGAAAAUACAGGGUUAAUUCAGGGGAAGGGUUACAGGGGGAGAAUAUCACACUAUACAAAUCCAAAUGGAAGGCAAGUGCAAAAUAAUGAAAAACGUUUAGGCCAAAAUUGCAGGACAAGCUAAUAAAGUUUAACAAAAGUGCCCAUGCAUAUCCAGAAACAGUUUGGAGCAAAAACUGAAUGUCUAGCAUUAAAAAUCUAACUAAAGUGACCAUAGCAAUAUUAAUAAAAACAGUUGGAGGAAACUGAAAGUCAAUUAAUAAAGUUUAAUUAAAGUGGUAUCCAGAAAAAACAGUUAGGAUUAAAACUGAAUGUCUAGCAUAAGGUGUCUAACUACAGUGACCAUAGCAAUAUUAAUAAAAACAGUUUGGAACAAACUGAAAGUUAAGCAAUAAAUGAUUAACUAAUGACAAUUGCAAUAUUCAGUAAAACAGUUUGGAGCAAAAUACUCUGACCUGUGCCUUGGCUGGUAAGCAGCAAAGAAAGAGGAAGUCAUGUGACUGUCAGGGCUUUAUAUAUGAAUGUGAUGCCUGUUACUGAUUGGUUUAAAGUUUAUUGAUUGACUUGUGCUGCUGGAGGCAUAAAGUAAAGAAAGUUAUGCAAAAUAUGAAGCCUCCUGUCAUGUGAUAAAAUUAGGGUGGUGGGCUGGCUAAUAUUAAUUCUAUGUAUACUUAUAUUCACAUAAUGUCAUUCAUCGACUGAAAGUGAGCAUUGGUGCAUUUAGCCAAUGAAUUGCAGCUAAUGAAUUCCAAUGGGUUAGCACCCAGCUGCUGCAGCUCUUUAGUAGCCAUAUGUUUUAAGCCAGCAGGAGAGGAGGACAACCUUCCGGUGGGGACCCAGGUAAUAGGGUAAACUGUUCAAAGAUGGUUUGUCCCAUUACCGGGGAGCUCCACCAGGGUACUUCUUGCAAUAAACCUUUAAUAUUUAUACAUGUGUUCAAAAAUUGUGGUUCUUAACUGUGCUAGAAAAAAGAAUUUGAAAUGUUUAUUGAAUUUCAUGGUAUUAUGUUCAUCAUGGAACAUAAAUUAAAAAAUGUACUAUAAUUUGUCAUAAACAAGCUACACAAUUUAAAUCUCAAAACAUGUUUUAAAUACGGGUACAACUUUCAAAAACUAUCACCACAUAUCUGAUUGCAUUGCACACUUUGACAAUAGUAUAUAUGUUUUACACAUUCUGGCCAAUCCAAGUGAUAAUGAAAAAUGAAUUUAAAGUGAAUUAUAAAUUUAAGGCCAAAAUUCUUCAAGUCAGUUAGGGUUCCAGUUGAGCUACUUUGACCUUAAGUUUUGAAUUCACUGUAAAGUCCCUUUGAACUGACAACAAUUCUCAUUUUAGUAACUAAGCCUUUAAGAUUUUUUUUUCAUGUUACCUUUGAUAAUCUAUAAUUACAUUUUAAGCCAGCACCAGUUUCAGGAAAGGGGCACCUAAUGGACAAACAUAUUUGUGACACAUUAAAACUAACAGAAGCAGAUGGUUUACAUGCCCCUUCUUGCUAAAGUUUACAAUCUAUGGUGUGUACACAAUAAUCCUAAUGGACAUGGAAACAUUAAAUAUAUAUAUAAAAUUUAAAAAAACAAUAAUACAUUUGUUAAAUUGCUUAAAUAAAAUAACUUCAUAAAUAAUUAGUAAUGAUUUACUGCAGUUUAUUUAGACUAAAAGCCUAGUUUAUCUUUACAAAACCUGUUGACAGAUGGAUGGUAUCUUUGAUUUUUUUAAAUUUGAAGAAGAAAAAUGCUGGCACACUGUAUGAAACAGUUUUUUUUUCAACUGACACACAUCUGCUUUCUUAGGCAUAACCUCUGUUUGUGUUCGGGGCCAUUUCAAUAUAGUAUGAAAUAGCUAGUGAGUAUACUUAUCACAAUAAUGAAAAAGUCGGUAGAGGUGUGCCGAAACCGACGUGUGUGGUAGGACUGUAAAUAAGUAGGCCUACCUUAAAUAGUAUUGAAUAGAGUAUUGAAUAGAGGGAGAGGAGGGUGGGCCAGAAGUACGUCUGGACCAGUAGGUAAGUUAGGUAGGAGGGGGAGUCCCUUUUAAAAGGAUAUAGCCCCUCCCACAACUUCAGGCCCUGCCUUCCAAUAUAUCUGAAGGCAGUAGCAUUUUGAAAUGCACAUUCAUUAAUCAUCUUAUUUUCCAUCUUCUUUUUUUUUUUUUUGGUGUCACAUACAGAAUUCCAAAUCACAAUACAAAUGAAUAGGCUUGUUCAUUUCUUGUUUUAUUUGUUCAGUGAUUCGAUCAUAUGGCAAUUCAUAUUUACAAAAUUCUUGCUGAUCAUCUAAAAUUGUAACCACGAUUCAUUUGAAACUGAAUGCACAGAUAUAUUGCUUACUAUAAAUGUUAUAGGAAAAACUUUGUUAAUAGGAUUUCUUAAGCUGACGUUGGACAAUAUUCAGUAGAAUAAGCUGUAUUGGUCCUUCUCUGAGAUAUAGCAAACGACAAAUUUAAAAAACACAUGCCGUUGCAGAAGGUUAAGUAGUUAAGUUGAUGAUUUCACGUUUAUAUUUUUCAGAUCAGCUGGAGGUUGCUCAAAGCACAGGUCAUCUGAUGACGCCACCUAUGUCACCAGCAAUUUUAAACAGAGGAAGUGUCAUAAACCAAGGACCAAUGGCUAUAAGACCUUCCAGUGUAGCAUCAGUUUUACCCACCCAUCCACAGGUUUCCUCUUUCUCAGAACCUUUAUUCCAGAAUCUUCCUCCACCAAAUCAAAAUUAUUUUGGCACCAGUUCAAACUACCAGGCCAUGUUCCGUGCUCAUGUUCAACCUCCAUCUGGAACUUUCCAUCACAGAGUAGAUCAGAAUAGAUACACUCAACUGAAUGACCAACAAAUUCAAAGAGACUACUAUCCAAGUAGUUGUACAAUGUCUCCAUACAGCGUUCAUCCUUCUUCAAACUAUGGCUCAGCAUCCAAUGCACAGGAAACACAAAGCAUGCAAUUCCUUAAUGGAGGAUUCAAUUUUAUAAAUGGUUCUGUUCCUGGAAGUUGUCAAGGAGGAACAUAUUCAUCAAAUACAGCCAAUGGUAUUUUUAAAAGUGUUUAAAAGUAUUGGUUGAUUUCAAGUUGUAAAGAUUAUUAUCACAACAGGUCUGCCUUGCUAUAUACUGCAGAAGAUAUGCAUUGAAUAAAUAGUUAAUACACAAGUCAUAGUCACAGAUGCACAUGUAAGAUGGAACUCAAUUUUAUUAAGGGAAUACUGUCUUACCUUAUGUGGUUUAAGCAUUUUUAUAUGGUUUGACAACUUAUUUGUGUCCCCUGUGUCUUGGGCACCGGUGAAGGGCUGAAAGCACCAGCUGUAGCACUCAGCCUAUUAUUGGCCACCUGAUCAAUGCUGUUCAAGGCAGUUCAAGGCAAUUCUGACUGGAAGAUCAUGAUAAAAUUGUAAGUUCAGCUAAGGUGGAGCUCAGUGAUUCCAGCACCGAUAAACAUCCAAGUGUCUAAUCUGAUGUUAUCCACGAGUGUUACUUUAAACAGAAAGACAAAACAAUGGCUACAUGGGACACACAGAACUAGAAUGGCAUCCCUCCACUCUGCGGGAGAUCGCCUAAGUUGUCUAAAUUUGCAUGCUCAUUUUGGAUGGGGUAAUUUUAAAUGGGCUAUGAGGGGCAUUUACAUUUUAGAAAGUGUGACGGAGGCAGGGCUAUAGGUCACAUAAGUGGAUUUCUGAACUACACAGCCAAUAAACCUAUACUGGAGAGAAGUAUAAGGGAUAAACAAAAUAUAAUAGACCAGAAUGGGAGUCUCCUGAUUAGUGGAUUAGUUAGGAUGGAGUCUAUCAUUUAAAGGUGAGUUUUUGUGAGAUUUUUUUUUUCUUCAUUUAUUACUUUCAUUUUUUUUUUUUUUUUUAUUAACUUUAACCUGUGCUCAGACCACUCUCAGAGGACAAAAAGCAGCAACAAAAAAUCCUCAAAAUUUCCAAUUUUUUGGAGUAUAAUAUUUGGCUGCUUUGCUGUGCUACCAGACAGUCAUGGAUAAAACAGACAGGUAGUGAUAUUUAUUUGUCUGCAUGGUUGUCUUCAGUGCCUAUCAAACGCACCAAUUGUGUUUUGUUGCCUGGAGUGUUUUAAUAAGCCAUUUGUUUUGAGUAUAUAUUUUGACACAGGAUAUUUAAAGGUAUGUUCAUUAAAUAGUAAAGUGUGCUGAUUUGACAACCAGCUGUUCUUACCUUUUCCACAAAAACGUUAAUUCUGGUGAUUUUUAAAAUGUCUGCCAUUUCUGCCCUUGUAUUAGUAUAGGUUACUUGGUAGUGAAUAGAUUCCUUAGUCUUUUACAAGGGAGUACCCAUAUAUGUUUUAAAAAGACAAUAUAGUCACCAAAACAACUUUAUCUUUACUAGGCACUCUAGACCCCUAAAGCACUUUAGCUUGCUAAAAAGCUUUGUGUGUGCAAAGCGUGUCCUCUUUUUUUUUUUAAAUACACUCGUAUAAAUUCACCUGGUUACAUCCCCUGGCUUUCAAGCAGAAAACCGGUCCAGUUACUGCCUGGUUUGGUUUGCUCUGUGGAGCUAAACACAAGAGGCAGCAAUUGCCCAGAGAACCUGCCUUGCAAUGACUUCUCAUGGAGCUGCAUUGGUAUGUCUGUGUUUGAAAAGCCACAGAAAGUUUGGGCAGGGUAGUAGGGGGCUUGAAAAGGCUUUGGACAAGAUAGACAAGAGAAUUAGGAGUUAAAUCUCUUUUGUUUCUGUUUAUGCAGUCCAAGGCACACCUCCCUUGGCUGUGACUCACUCAGCUACGUGAAAAAAUGAAUGACUUCAUUUUCAAUCAGAAGUUAACUUUCUUUUGAAGUUUUUUUGAAAUUCUAAAUUAAACAGAAUUUGCAAUAAAUGAAGUGUAAACAUUAAAUCUCAAUUACACAAAGUGUUUAGGAAGGCUGUGUACAGGUAGGCAUGAAUAGGGCUGCUUAAAGGGACACUCCAGGCACCCAGACCACUUCUGCCCAUUGGAGUGGUCUGGAUGCCAACUCCCACUACCCUUAACCCUGCAGCUGUAAUAAAUGCAGUUUUCACUUUUACUGGCGAUAUCAUCGUUGUAAUACAUUUUACUGUUUUGAAACACAAAUAUCUGUGUUCAGCGAAGUCUCCCGAGUACAACAGUACCCCUCAUGUACAGGUUUACUAGAUAGCCACUAGAGGGCACUUCCUGGUUUCUAGCACAGAGUGUCGCUGGACGUCCUCACGCCAUGGGAGGACCUCCAGCGUCGCUCAAUUCCCCUUAGGAAAGCAUUGAAAGCAUUUUCAAUGCUUUCCUAUGGAGAGGUCUAAUGCGCGGGCGCGGGGAGGAGCUAGGGCGAACCCAAAACCACCGCCGAGGGACAUCUGCGGGGGUGUCAGGUAAGUCACUGAAGGGGUUUUCACCUCUUAAGCAACAUGGGAUGGGGGGUGGGAGGGAGAGGGAACCUGCAGUGCAACAAAAAUGUUUUGUUUUCCUGGCACUGGAGUGUCCCUUUAAACAAAGUGAUUUAACUUGUAAACGGCAGAGAAUUGAGCAGUGAUAUUGCAGGGGCACAAUCUAUACACCAAAAUGGCUUCAUUAAGCUAAAUAUGUUUUGAUGACUAUAGUUUCCUUUUAAAUAUUAUGCUUAUAAAUGUUUAAAAUAUAGCCGUUCCAGUACUCAUCUAUGUUUACUUUUUUUGCAGGAUAUUAUGGGAAUAAUUUAUGUUACCAAGAUUCCCACAGGAUUGGAUCAAUGGUUGAUCAACACGUAUCUGUCAUUAGCAGCGUUAGCAGCAUUCGCCCUCUACAUUCGUUUAAUGACAUUCAUGAUCCUCUCAAUAUAUUAGAUGAUAGUGGGAGAAAGCUUGACUCAUAUUAUACAGACUCUUCACCACCAAUGAUUUGUCGUAAUUCAAUGUGUAGGUGUUCUUAUUGUAUGCCAGAAAAUGUUUUAUAAUAGAAUUAAUCAUUUAUAAUUACAAAUGGCUUAUAAUAGUCAUUACGUGACUGAGUUCCAGCACUACCCAUAUUUGUUUACAAUAGAAUUGGUAUGUGAAUAAAGUGCAGAUGCUAAUACUAUUUGAAAUAUUCUUUGUACAUUUUUCAGUACAGUAAAAAAAAAUUCACUUUGCAGUGUUGAAAAAAAUAUUAUAAACCUUUUUUUAUGGAUAUGUUGUUGAAAAUGUUUUUGUAUUACUAAUAAUAUCUGCUUCUUCUAUCUGUCAAGCUAAGUUAUGUUAUUACCCUCUUUAAUCAGCAUAGCCAUAUCUAAAGUAGAUUAAGAAUUGUGAUUAUUUAUGUACAGUACAUAUUAAACAUUUUCUUGAAGUACACACACACACAUACACUGCCCCCACACAUUGCCCCCACAUACAUAGACUGCCCCCAUACACACACACUGCCCCCACAUACAUGCACUGCCCCAUACACACACAUUGCCCCAUACACACACAUUGCCCCCACAUAUACACUGCCCCCAUACACACAUACACUGCCCCCAUACACACACACACUGCCCAUACACAUACAUACAUGCAUACACUGCCCCACAUACAUACACUGCCCCAUACACACACAUUGCCCCACACACAUACACUGCCCCCAUACACAUACACUGCCCCCACACACAUACACUGCCCCAUACACAUACACUGCCCCCAUACACACACAUUGCCCCACAUACAUACACUGCCCCCAUACACAUUGCCCACCAUACACAUACACUACUGCUCCCACACACAUACACUGCCCCCAUACACACACAUACACUUCCCCCAUACACACACAUUGCCCACAUACACUGCCCCAAUACACACACACACCCUACAGACACAUUGCCCCCCCACACACAAACUUCCCCCCAUACACACAUUGCCCCCCACUCACACAGCAACGCACACACACACUCUGCCCCCCUAACACACACUGCCAUCCUCACGUACACACUGCAAUGCACACAUACACACACACUGCUCACACAGUCCUUCUUACACAAAGACACACACACUGCACCCCUGCUCCUAUGCCCUACUACAGCCCAAUUUCCAAGCAGACCUCAGGUAAGUUGUCAAACUGUUCUCAAACGGUUUGACUACUUACUCUGGAAGGGGGUCCCGGCACUACUGGCACCAUAGCUACUACACUGAGCUGUAGUGGGUAUUGUGUCUGGAUUAUUUCUCUAAAUAAUCUGCAAGUGCCCCUCCCGAGGUCAGGCUCUGGAUCUGCCACUGCCAGAACCACUACAUUAAGUAGUAGUAGUUCUAGUGACUAUAGUGUCCUCUUAAUUAUGCAUUGUUUUCUUUGCAGUAUAGUUAAAUAGACCUUGCAAAAGCUGCAGAUAUCUUGUCUGCAGCUUUUGGAAGUCCCACCUUCAUCCCCAGACUUUCUGUGGCUGUCCAAUCACAGACUUCCCAAUGCAGCUCAAUAAGAAAUCUUUGCGUGGCAGGUGUUCUGAGCAUUUGCUGCCUCUUGAGUUUAGCUCCUCUUAGCUAAACAAACAUAAAGUAAUAGGACUGGUUGUCUGCUAGAUAGUCGGGGGGAGGGAGUAACAAGGUUUAUUCAUGAAAGUGACAGUUUCCAAUGAAAUCUGCACAUUUUGCACAAUUAAAAAAAAUAGGAAACACUCUUCACACAUAAACAACUCCAGCAAGUGCUUUAGGUGUUUGGAGCACUCUUUUAAUAAAAUGUUGAUUGGUCAAAAAAGUCAGUGUGAAAUGUUGUAGUUGUUUUACAUAAAUCUAUAAAAGUUAAAUGUAUUUCCUUUUGUUUGUGCAGCUUCAAACAUGGAAAAUGUUAUAUCUCCAUCUUCAUCUCAAUGCAUGUAUGGUUCGACUGACCACUACACUUCUCAAGAAACAAUGGAUUCUCAUGGGCACACUGAUGAUGUUAGAGAAAUGGAAUCUUCUUUACCUCCUAUUAACACAGUCUUUUUGGGAGCCACUUCAUCGAGCAGCUGAACUGGUGGUCAUGCUGAUAUUUUCAACAUCUAAUUAUAAAAAGAUUAUACUUUUUUUCUGAAUCAGAAUAAACAUUGAAUCGUUAUGAUUCAC